Messenger RNA from Microbotryum saponariae, 528 nucleotides. The record is from the annotation of a GenBank genome assembly. NCBI's taxonomy places the organism in Eukaryota, Fungi, Basidiomycota, Microbotryomycetes, Microbotryales, Microbotryaceae.
AUGGUGUGUAUUGACACUCGGCUUUCCCUCUGCUUUCUCAUAAUAGACCACAGUUGCGUCUCUUGCGCCUCGCUCAACAAGAAUGUUUCGACGUGCACUAGAUCGAUUCCCUUGACGUGCUCGUACGGUGUCGUCAAUCCAUCCCGCGUAAGUGUACUGUGCUCCCUUUUGCGAAUGCCACAUUCACCGCGUUCGGCGCUUGGCUCACCUGUAUAUCCUUACCUGCGAGCUCCUGUCAACUGUUGCCUCGUUCAGGUACAACGGUCGACAUACCGUAGUAACGAUGGUGACCUCUAACUAUUCUGCAUAUGCUUGCUACUGAACACUCUCGUCCAGUCAAGCGAACAAACGACUGACAAGUGUCUGCGUCCAUCUUUUCUCCCCCUUCUCUAGCGAAGGAAUAUCUUCCCUGCCAAGAUACUAUCGUUCUUAAUUUGCUACAGCCGCACGAACUUCACCGGCAAAAUCGACUACACUCUUUACACCGUCCUUGGCAGCACCCCCGCCUGCCGCCGGGGCAAGCGGUAG